Molecule: messenger RNA, 2797 nt
Organism: Aspergillus nidulans FGSC A4
Lineage: Eukaryota; Fungi; Ascomycota; Eurotiomycetes; Eurotiales; Aspergillaceae
Product: putative DUF221 domain protein
Exons: 4
Coding region: 1-2628 (875 amino acids)
Biological process (GO): monoatomic cation transmembrane transport
Cellular component (GO): membrane
Molecular function (GO): calcium-activated cation channel activity
Source: RefSeq, a predicted model, not a curated record
AUGGCUGACUCUGAAAACCCCCAAGCGGCUUCCAAUUCCGCCUCCAGUCUUGUCACUGUGCUGGUCCCGUCCUUGGUCGUCGCGGGCGCGAUGGUCCUGAUCUUUGUGAUUCUGCGACGGAGCGAGCGCCGCAUGUAUAUGCCUCGAACCUACCUUGGCGUCCUGCGAGACUCGCAAAAGACGCCCCCUUCGUCAACUGGGCCAUUGGGAUGGAUUAAGGAUAUGUACAAACUGCCUGAUGAAUACGUCCUGCAGCACCAUUCUAUGGACGCAUAUCUCCUGCUUCGAUUUCUCAAAAUUAUCACCAUGAUCUGCUUUGUUGGCUCGUGUUUAACCUUUCCGAUCCUGUUCCCAGUCAAUGCAACCGGUGGAGCAGGCAAGCAACAGCUCGACAUUCUGAGUUUCUCCAAUGUCAGCGAAACAAAGUACGCUCGUUUCUUUGCACAUGCACUCGUCGCCUGGGUUUUUGUCGCUUUUGUUUUCUUCACCGUCACCCGGGAGAGUCUCUUUUACAUUAACCUGCGGCAAGCGUACUCGCUAUCCCGCUCCUACGCAAGCCGCUUGUCCUCUCGCACUGUUCUGUUCACUACUGUCCCUGAAGAGUACCAGAGCGUUGAGAAGAUUCGGUUUAUGUUUGGCGCAAACAAGGUCAAGAAUGUGUGGCUCACUACAGACACUGCCGAACUGGCGGAAAAGGUCAACGACCGGCACGCUGCCGCGAUCAAACUUGAAGCCGCUGAGACAAAGCUAAUCCGGAUGGCCAAUGCUGCGCGCCUCAAGGCUUUGAAGAAGAACAGAGGCACCGGUGAACAGUCUACUGCCCCAGAAGCCACUGAAGAUGAUGGCGAGUCCGGCUCUGUCGCGGCCCGCUGGGUGCGACCCAAGGAUCGACCUACUCAUCGGCUCAAGCCCAUUAUCGGUAAGAAAGUCGACACGAUCAAUUGGGCCAGGUCAGAAAUUGAGCGCCUUACCCCUGAAAUUGAGGCGCUGCAAACGCAACACAGGGCCGGUGAAGCGAAAUUGGUGUCUUCGGUUUUCGUCGAAUUUCAUACACAGGCGGACGCUCAGGCGGCCUUUCAAUCCGUGGCUCACAACCUCCCUCUGCACAUGGCACCGCGAUACAUCGGGCUGGAACCGACUCAAAUUAUCUGGUCCAACUUGCGCAUCAAGUGGUGGGAGCGCAUCAUUCGGUACGGAGCGUCGGUUGCAUUUGUGUCGGCAAUGGUUAUCUUCUGGGCGAUUCCUACGGCUUUCGUCGGUUCUCUAUCCAACAUCAACAAUUUGACUGAUAAGGUUCAUUUUCUUCGUUUCAUCAACGACGUGCCAGACUGGAUUCUGGGUGCGAUUACCGGUCUUCUCCCUACUAUCUUGAUGGCUGUUCUUAUGGCUUUGGUCCCUAUUGUUCUGCGGUUGAUGGCGAAGAUCGGCGGCGCCCCUAAUCUGGCAGCUGUGGAGUUGUCCACCCAGAACUUCUACUUCUUUUUUCAGGUGGUGCAAGUGUUCUUGGUCGUAACACUCAGUUCUGCGGCCACGAGUGUCGUGACCAAGAUUGUCAGUAACCCUACUUCUGCUACCUCGCUGCUGGCCAACAACCUUCCGCUCUCCGCGAACUUCUACAUCUCUUACAUUGUCUUGCAAGGAUUGUCCUUCAGCUCUGGUGCUCUUCUGCAGAUCUCCGGGUUGAUUCUUGGGAAAAUUCUUGGCCGUCUUUUGGAUAACACCCCCCGGAAAAUGUACAGCCGCUGGUCGAAUCUUGCUGGUUUGGGCUGGGGAACUGUGUAUCCCGUUUUCACUCUCCUGGCGGUCAUUGCAAUUACCUAUUCGUGCAUCGCACCGCUGGUUCUCGGCUUCGCCACCAUCGGCUUGUAUCUCUUCUACUUUGCCUACCGGUACAACUUGCUGUACGUGUCCAAUGCCGAUAUUGACACUCAGGGCAAGACCUUUGCGCGGGCGUUGCAACAGAUUCUGGUCGGAUGCUACCUAUUGGUGGUCUGCCUUAUCGGUCUUUUCGCCAUUGGAACUGGUACUGACCCAAUCGCUCUUGGACCUAUGAUUCUCACAAUCAUUCUUCUCGUGACCAUGAUCAUCUAUCACGUUUCGCUCAAUGCAGCCCUGGACCCGCUCAUCAACUACCUCCCAAGGAAUCUGGAAGCGGAAGAGGAAGCUUUGCUUUCACAGGAAACCAACGGGGCGAAGGAUGAAUACGACGGCAGCGCCAGCCCUUCCGCCGCUGACGGUCAAACCGCGGAUAAUGUUGACUCUGCUGAGAAGGGUCUCACUCAAGCCAACCCCGCUGAACCCAAGACCAACUUCCUGACUAAGUAUCUCCGACCUGACAAGUACUCGGGAUACCGUCAGCUGCGCACACUCGUACCCAACGGCACGGAAACUGUCUCCUACCCUCCCGAGGUCGAGCGGAACGCUUACUACCACCCUGCCAUUAGUGCUCAGGCACCACUUCUCUGGAUACCCCGUGACGAAAUGGGCAUCAGUGCUCAGGAAGUGGCUCACACGAGCCGCGUUAUCCCCAUCACAGACGAGGACGCCUGGUUGGAUGAGAAGAACCAUAUCGUUUGGAAUGUUGAAAAGGGUGUUCCUCCGAUUUUCGAAGAGAAGAUCUACUACUAAACGGCCUGUAUACCCUUGCAAAUGCUCUCACUUUAAAGUGUUGUCUUUCUCUUAUCUUUCGAUAUGCUUGAUACCCAGCGUCUUUAUGGACCACGGUUGAUGCACGCAGCAAUAUCUGGCAGGUUUGGAUGUGUUGUCCAUACCUAUAUGCGGAUGUCUAAUCAUAAUA